UUAUACAGUAAAUCAUUUGCUGAAACUCUUAAAAGAGUUGGAGUGACGGCUGAAGCAAUUAUGUACGAUGGGAAGACUCAUACAGAUGUGUUUCUACAGGAUCCGAUGAGAGGUGGAAAAGAUGACAUGUUUGAAGAUUUAGUAGGAUAUAUCCACGCUGGUGAUGCUGAGGCCCGUGCCAGAGAUGCAGAGGCUCCUCCAAGGAGACGCCUUGUGCCUGAAUGCAUGUUAAAACUCGCUCAUAGCGUUAGUCCAUUCUAGUCUCCAACUAACAUUCUUUCUCCAUUUUAUUAUUUUUCUUUGUACAUAAUCUCAUUCACCUCCUAAAUUAAUUUUCAACAUUCCAUUCUAUUACUAGAUUUAGCAAUACAAGUAGACUCAAACAUUUGCUU
Messenger RNA from Vigna umbellata (rice bean), 392 nucleotides. Lineage: Eukaryota; Viridiplantae; Streptophyta; Magnoliopsida; Fabales; Fabaceae. The record is from RefSeq and is a predicted model, not a curated record.